AAAAAGUAAAUUGAAUAAUCGCUUUUCUUAAAAUAAAUAUUUUUCUGUGUGUAUGUAUGCGAUUUGCUAUUCAAAACGCGGAAAAUUCGCGCGGCACAUACACUCUGAAGCGCGGCGCGGACGUAACUUAUCGCCGCGGCGGGUGGCGCGUUAAGUUGGCUGCGAUCGCGAUCUUCGUCCCGCGCGACGCCAUGUUGCAAGACGCCACCGUCACGACUCGCGAGUCCCGAGCGGAUCGUAGAUUUUCUCGCCUGUGUCUCUUCGCCGUUAACCUCUCGUGCACGUGCCACGCCGCGUGUUGUUACCAGCAUCGAAAGAAGCACGCAUUUGAUCAGGGAAAUCCGUGGAGAUACGUGCGUUUGAAGCGUGUUCGACGCGAUCGUGGAAACUAACCAACUUUUACUCUCUCGUCUCGAUGAAGCGCGCGUGUGACCGACACCCGGCGUCGGGGACGACGAAGCGUGAAGUGUCGCGCGAUUGUCGUAUUCUGAAAAUUAGUUCGCGAAUAAUUAAUUAGUCGUGAUUCCGCGGGUGAAUGUCAAUACGUGAGUGCCGACUGCCUACAAAGGAACGACAACGGAGAGGAGCAGAAGGUGGCGGAGAAGGAGGAAGAGGAGGAGGGGGAAGCCUUGGAGGCAUCGGUGGAGCAGCAAAGGAAUGAAACCGACGGUCGGGGAAAAGGAGAGUGAGGUGGCUCGGGAGGCAUCAGGCGUUGCAGCAACGAUGUGAAGCGGGGAUUGCACGCGGCCAAGAUGGAACGGUGGAUCGUGCACACGAUGGUGCUGCAGAUCCUCGUCGCCGUCGCUCGUGCUACCGAGGAUUUUCGCCACAUCUCAUACGAAGAUUUAGCGGAGACCAGCACCUUUCAACAAGAGGGGGUCACAACUUAUUCUCAGCUCCUUUUCGACGUGGCGCGACAGCAAGUCGUUGUCGGAGCACGGGAUAAUUUGUACCGCUUGACGCUGACGUCGCUGACAGCCCUGGAGCACGCCUCCUGGUCCGCGCCGGAGGACAAGGUCAACACCUGUCAGAAUAAGGGCCAGAGCGUCGAGGAUUGUCAUAAUUACGUCAAGGUGCUCCUGAGCAACGGCAAGAGCCUCUUCACCUGCGGCACUUACGCGUUCAGCCCAUGGUGCACGUGGCGACAGAUCGAGAACAUAACGAGCGUGACCAGCGAGAUGUCGGGCGUGGCCAUGUGCCCGUACUCGCCGCAUGCAAACGCCACGGCACUUCUCUCGAGGGGUCCUUCCGGCGGACUCUUCGCCGGCGCGCGAACCGAUUUCUCCGGGGCCGAUCCUGCGAUCUACAGAACACUGGCCUCCCCGAAUCUCAGGACUCAACAAUACGAUUCCAGGUGGCUGAACGACCCACAGUUCGUAGGCAGCUUCGAGAUGGAGGAUCACGUGUACUUUCUAUUUCGCGAAUCCGCCGUGGAAUACAUCAACUGCGGCAAGAAAAUAUAUUCGAGGAUAGCGAGGGUCUGCAAAAAUGAUAGAGGUGGGCAGAUUAUGAUGAAAAGCGUAUGGACGACUUUUAGUAAGGCCCGCUUAAAUUGUUCUCUCCCCGGCGAGUUUCCAUUCUAUUACGAUGAGAUCCAAGGCGCGGUCUAUCAUCCAGAAGAGAGGAUCAUUUACGCGACCUUUACAACUCCCAUUAACGGCAUUGCAGGCUCGGCUAUCUGCGCGUUCAACAUGUCGGCCGUCCUCGCUAGUUUUAACGGACCUUUCAAGUAUCAGGAAAAUGCGGGCGCCGCUUGGGAAAAGAGACCAGUCGCCCAUCAUAAUCGUCAACACUGCGGACCUCCAUCCAGCAACGCACCGCACCAGAUCAUGGACAGUCACCGGUAUCAACUGAUGGACGAGGCGGUGCAAAGUACGAUGUUAGAGCCGCUGCACACCGCAACCCUCGAGCGAUUUACUCACAUCGCGGUGGACGUCACCCCGACCAAGCUGCACCACAGCGUGACCGUUCUUUAUGUAGCUACGGCGACUGGUCUCAUCAAGAAAAUCUCGGUCUUGCCUAGAACUCAGGAGGCCUGCAUCGUUGAAGUUUGGGGACCCUUGCCCUCGUCACCGAUGACGUUGCAGUUCCUUAAGGACACUCAGAGCCUCUACGUUGGUAUGGAGAUUGGCGUCUUGCGCAUACCUGCCGUUCAGUGUUAUCGUCACCGGAGCCGUCAAGCGUGCUUGAACGCUCAGGAGCCGUAUUGCGGGUGGAACGAGCAUCUCAUGAAGUGCGAGCAGGCACCGAAGCAAAAUUACCUGGCGAAUCAUUGGCAUCAGGAGGUCACCAAGUGUCCGGUACUUACCGAUCCUGUUGACGGAGGCUGGAGCGCGUGGAGUCCUUGGUCGCCCUGUCAACACGGCACACGGGAUCAAUCAUCCGGACACGGUCACGCUCACUCGUACUCGCAUAGCGAAUACACGGAGAAAAUCGACACGUGUCAGUGUCAGACCAGGGAAUGCAAUAAUCCCCCGCCACAGCACGGCGGCGAGAGUUGCACGGGUACGCGUGUCAGAGUGACAAAUUGCACUGUUCACGGCGGUUGGACCGCUUGGUCAGCUUGGUCAGCCUGCUCUCAGACUUGCGGUUUUGCGAUGAAAACCCGCCGGCGAACCUGCACGAAUCCGACGCCUGCAUUCGGCGGACGCAUCUGCGUCGGGCAUGAUCACGACGAUAUCAUAUGCAUCGCUCUACCGCCCUGUCCUGUCCCGGCUAAAGUCACUCCGCCUCAAAUUGGCCAGUGGUCAACCUGGGGUCCUUGGCACGCAUGUUCGAAGCCGUGCAACGGCGGAAUACGUAUCAGAAAGAGAACCUGCGAUAGUCCGUCGUCGAAGAAGGGCGGUGUCGAAUGUCCAGGAUAUGAUCAACAGAUAGAAGAGUGUAACACUCAUGAAUGCGCCGAGACGAAAAGAUAUUCCGGAUGGACUCCUUGGUUGGCCGUGAAUGCCAGUUUACAGAACGGUAACGCAAUUUAUCUGGAGAAGCGUUUCCGAUUCAGUUGCCGAGCGCAGACAGACGAUCCGUCAAGCGUGCGCGUGCAGCUCGCCAGGGAGGAAGAACGUUUCUGCAGGAACGAUGGAUCUUGUCUAAGAGAGAAGGACGCGUAUGCGGAAUCCAUCAACGAGAAUGGCUGGGGCGAAUGGUCCUCUUGGAGCACAUGCGAUCGUCUUUGCGGAAGGGGUACCCAGCAUAGGAUAAGACAAUGCGAAUCUCCACCUUGUGAAAAUGGUCUCGCCAAGCAGAGCAGAAUCUGCAAUUCACAUCCAUGUCGCGUGAAUCCUGUUAGUAGCAAUACGGCGGAAGGUCAAUGGUCAUGCUGGACAGAGUGGUCCGAAUGCUCAGCGACUUGCGGUGUCGGAGUACGUACGAGGACGAGAGAGUGCCUCGGUCCAGAGACUUGCAGCGGUCCGAGAUUGGUCAGGGAGGCCUGCGAUAUGCCCAGUUGCGAAUCGCUGGCCGGUUGGGAUACGUGGUCGCUUUGGACCCGUUGCGACGGUGAUCAUCAGCAGCACCGAAAACGAACGUGCCUCCACCAUGGACCAGACAUGUGUCAGGGACCAAGCCGCGAGACACGAGAUUGUCUUCUUGACUGCACAGAUAACGAUGUAAACGCCUUACCUUCGAGCGUGGAGAAUUCGGGCGUCACGGUAGGCGCAGUGGUAGGCAGCUGUGCGAUCAGUUUUAUCAUCGGCCUGGCCUUAACCGCGGUAUUGUGCUUCUACUAUUUGAAGCGACGCAAGCCGAGCAUUCCAGGGAGUCCGCAUUAUAUUAAUAAACAGAAUUCUUAUGUCAUCGUACCGUUGAAGGAGGUGAACGCGAAACGACAGCCGAGUUUUUCGGGCAGUACCAACGGGAACGGUACUCUGCGCGGCAAGAACAAUCCUAAUGUCAAUGGCCUCGGCAGCCCCAAGUUAUAUCCAAAGAGUCUCGAUUACGAAUCUGCUACCUUGAAGCGUAACAGUCACGGCCAACACAUUCGUGCUGAUCUCGAUCAGGACAAGUACUAUUGAACAAGGUAACUACGCGUUGGGAAUCGCGUAUCAGCAUUGUUUAGAUGGUGAUCUGUGUUCUGGUCUUUUCAAACACGUGAUUUUUUCGUGUGAUUUAUUUGUACAAGUGAGUCGCGGGUAACAUUGCCAGCCACGAACGCGAACUCAUUUCACGCAUUUGGCAGCUAUAUGUAAAUUUGAUCGAUUAGCGUUCGAUCAACAUUAAAGUGGCAAGUGUGAAGACUGAUUUCCUAUUACAGGAAGCAUGUAUUUACUUAAUUAAGCUAAGGCGAUAUCUUUGACGUAAAAAUGACGUACAUACGAUCGAUUAAGUAAACGCCUGUCUAUAAGACUAUGCCUUUUUAGUAUUAAGUAAGUGAUAUGUGUUCUUCGACGUAUUCGAGAGUUAAUGACGCUACGAUUAAUGACGCAAACUAGUUGACGAAAUUGUUCAAUUAGGAGCGAUGAAGAUUCAGAGAUUUCGAAAGGAAUAUCAUAAGAUACUUGUAAGUAAUAUCGAGUAGCAUUUUUAAUGCGUCGUUUAUCGGGCGACGCAAUAACUCAUCGAAUCGUAAGGAGAAAACCGUUGUUUCGAAAAUGUUUCUAAGAGUUUAUUUUUGUUUCUGUACAUAUCCGUGAAAAAGAGACAGAGAUUGCGAACGGAUGAAAUCGAGAAUCAAUCCCGCUUACGAUUGGGCAUUCGACUUUGACUCAUCUGUAUAUAAAGUUUUACGAUUUCUCAUGGGAAUGAAUUUUCAUAUAUUUUAUGUAUUUGUAAUAUCUGUAAAAUUGUAUGCAUGCAAAGUAAUGAGAGAAAAGAGAAAACUGCAUAUAUCAAACUUACGCUCGGUCUGCCAAGGAUUGAUGGAUUGAUUUACAUAUAUAUAUAAUUGUUGUACAAAUACAAAAUUUAUUAUGUAGGUUUGUCUGAAGAUAUAUUCGGGAAAGAGUCCAUCUCUUUUGUUUUUUAUUUGAAAGAAAUAUCGAAUUUUAUACCGAUAACGUAGUGCCAUGAUACGGAGUUGUACAUAAAAAAUGCAUCUUCUUAAACAUAGCUUUAUGAAUGAAGCGAAUGCGUAUAUUAUGUAAGAAUACCUCGCGCGAUGAUUGCGUUUAUAUUGGCUCAUAUUGAGUCGAGUGCGAAUUACGUUUAUGCAUGCGACUACUGAAAUGAUUCUCCUUGCCUGGCUCAAGAAGAAAAUUAAAUCCUUUUUGUUUGAAACUUGGAAGAAUCGUUGAUGUCUUCCAGAACUUAAGAGUUUAAUCAUGUUAAUUGCCUCCCGCAAGCUUAUGUAAAUCCGUCAUGGAAAAAAAUGUGAGUUAAUGAUAUAUGAGGUAAGGUCACGAAAUUUAUGACGUAAUAAUGCUUGAGGUUGUUAAACAUCGGAUAAAUUAUUAUUAUCAAGGUCACAUGUAUAUGCAAGUAAUGAAUACUGUACCCAAUUGCAUUUAUCCUGCGCACUUGUUUGUAAUAAAGAUAAGAUUCUUUUUUUA
Monomorium pharaonis (pharaoh ant) is the source of this 5486-nucleotide messenger RNA. RefSeq names its product semaphorin-5A (gene Sema5c). The transcript has 16 exons. Bases 753 to 4013 code for a protein of 1086 amino acids. Gene Ontology annotation, biological process: positive regulation of cell migration; neural crest cell migration; semaphorin-plexin signaling pathway. Gene Ontology annotation, molecular function: semaphorin receptor binding; chemorepellent activity. Lineage: Eukaryota; Metazoa; Arthropoda; Insecta; Hymenoptera; Formicidae. The record is from RefSeq and is a predicted model, not a curated record.